UUAAGAAACCACUGAAAUUGUUUGCUUUCUAAUAAUUGUACAAUUCCGUAACUGAUCAUUUUGUAAAUGAAUGUCUCCGUCAGUCAUGUUUUAAAUGCUUGUUGAAAACCCACUAAAUCAUUUACAAAGUAAUGUUGUUGUAUGAGGUGAGACUAGAACAGCAUUUGAUAUUGGGUAAAUCAUAGGCACAAUCAUUUAGAUUCACGUGGUAUAGCCGUAACCCCAGCAGUAUGUCUUGUCUCAGGCAGCAAGUAGAUGGCGUCUGACUACAACACAACCAAUACAGUGAUAGCUGAGUCACACAACUAGGUCCUACUGUAGCAACAGUAGCCUACAGAAACUGGUGUAGAGCCCUUUAGCGUCUGGCAAUUAUCGGGAAUCGUCUUGAAGAUGCUGUCGAUAACGUUGAAGACUCUUCAGCAGCAAACGUUUAAAAUAGAAAUAGAUCCAGAACUAACGGUAAAAGCCCUGAAGGAGAAGAUUGAGACUGAAAAAGGGAAGGAUGGCUAUCCAGCCACAGGGCAAAAGUUAAUCUACGCAGGCAAAAUCUUGAAUGAUGACAUACCUCUAAAAGACUACAGAAUUGAUGAGAACAACUUUCUGGUGGUCAUGGUUACAAAGCCCAAACCUCCAGCUACUCUACAGAUUUCUCCUCUGGCAGCCCCAGCCUCUACCCCUGCUCCUGCACCUCCUGCUGUUUCUGGGCUGUCCCUCUCUGACAUUGCCCGACCUACCUCAUCCCCUGCCCCCAUGGAGAUCUCCACCCUGUCCCCUACAUCCACACCUGCCCCUGCCUCAAGCCUCACACAAGCAGUGGAGUUCUUCACACCCCCUGCACCAGCCCCUGCUUCUAUUCCCCCUGCAGCCCUGGGGACGAGUGCAGCCCCAGCUGCAGCCGCAUCCUCCCUCUCAGAGGUCAAGCCUGAGGGGGAGCACCCUGAACAGCCCUUUGCUACACCACCAGCCCUCUCCUCCUCCAGCCUUGUUGAUGACUUAAGUCUCCUGGAAGAAGCAGCGUCAAUACUGGUGACAGGACAGGCAUAUGAGAAUCUAGUGUCUGAAAUCAUGUCUAUGGGAUAUGAAAGGGAGCAGGUUAUUGCAGCGCUGCGAGCCAGUUACAACAACCCAGACAGAGCCGUGGAGUACCUGCUAAUGGGGAUUCCAGCCGAGGCUGACCUUCUGCCACCGGAGGCGUUCCUACACACAGCUCUGGCCAACCUCAACCCCACUGCCCCAGCCCCUGCUCCAGCCACAGAUAGAGCCCAGCCCCCACCAGCAGCCACGACAGGUGCAGUGUCUUCAACCCAGCAUCCCCCCUCGUCUGGUGGGCUGACUGGUGGGCUUACUGGUGGUACUGGUAGAAGUACUGGGGGUGAGAACCCCCUGGAGUUUUUGAGGAACCAGCCACAGUUCCAGCAGAUGAGACAGGUCAUCCAGCAGAACCCAGCUCUCCUUCCUGCCCUGCUCCAGCAGCUAGGCAGAGACAACCCCCAGCUGCUGCAGCAAAUUACCCAGCACCAGGAGCGGUUUGUGCAGAUGCUGAACGAGCCCCAAGGAGGAGAUAUGGUAGAGGAGGGAGUUCAGUCCCAGGGGGCGCCACAGACUAACUACAUCCAGGUCACCCCACAAGAGAAGGAGGCCAUCGAGAGGUUAAAAGCCUUGGGAUUUCCAGAGGGACUUGUCAUUCAAGCAUAUUUCGCAUGUGAGAAGAACGAGAAUUUAGCUGCUAAUUUCCUGCUCCAACAAACAUUUGAUGACGAGUGAAUGUGCAUGCGUCAGCAUGAAGGGGAAGAAUGGAGGGCUAGAGAACGAGUGAUAGUGCUACAAAAUGUGAUUUGGAAGGAAGGAGUGGAAAAGGUUACCAAAAGUGACUUGUCAUUGGACAAAGACGUGAUGUUUAGUUACUGUAAGCUAUGCCUUCUCCAUUCUCUCUGAGUAUGUUAGCUCUCAGUGGUCUCUCUUGCUCACCGCUGCUAUUACUGCUGCUAUCACUGCUGCUAUCACUGCUGCUAUCACUGCUGCUAUUACUGCUGCUAUCACUGCAAUUAUUGCUGCAAUUACUGAUGCUAUCACUGCAACCAUUGCUGCUAUUACUGCUGCUAUUACUGCUGCUAUUACUACUGCUAUCACUGCUGCUAUUACUACUGCUAUCACUGCUGCUAUCACUGCUGCUAUUACUGCUGCUAUUACAGCUGCUAUUACUGCUGCUAUUACUGCUGCUGUCACUACUGCUAUCACUGCUGCUAUCACUGCUGUUAUCAUUGCUGCUUGUGCCGUGUCCAUCCAUAGAGUUACAGUGGAUGUUUGCCUCACCAUAUAUUGCUUUUCAACCUCUCUUAAAGGAAACCCCAAACAUACUUUGGUUUGUGUUUGCUAUGUGGGCCUCAUCUCUUGGGAGAAUAUACUUGAGUUUCCCGUGAUAAAGUGACAAAACCAGCAAAAUGGCCAUGGAACUUGUUUAUUGUUUGUUUUUUCAUAUAAAGGUAACUCAGAUAUUUUGUAAAUUAAAUGUCAUAUCAAUGUUGGAAAGUUACUUUUGCACUUUAUUUCACUUUUACAGAAUUAAUGUUUCUAUUGUUUAUGUAUAAUCAUUUGUGUAAAAGAUAAGGAAGUUAUGUUAUUGAUAAGUGUCAUCAUAUUGAAAUGUGAUAACACUGUAAGAUGAGACAUAAUGAGAAAUCCUGGAUUUGGGUCCAGAUGUGUCCCAGUGUAGUUUCACUGUAAGAUGAGACAUGAUGAGUAAUCCUGGAUAUCAGAUCAAAUAAAUUCUAAGUUUAUUUGUCACGUGUGCCGAAUACAACCUUACAGUGGAAUGCUUACUUACAGGCCCUAACCAACAGUGUAGAAAAUAGGUAUUAGGUUAACAAUAGAUAAGUAAGGAAAUAAAAAACAACAAUGAAAGACAGUGAAUAAUAACAGUAGGGAGGCUAUAACAGUAGUGAGGCUAUAUACAGGCACCGGUUAGUCAGAUGAAUUGAGGUAGUAUGUACAUGUAGGUAUGGUUAUAGUGACUAUGCAAGUAUGAUGAACAGAGAGUAGCAGUAGCGAAAAAGAGGGGUUGGCGGGUGGCGGGACACAAUGCAGAUAGUCCCGGUAGCCAAUGUGGGGGGGCCCCAGUUAGUCGGGCUAAUUGAGGUAGUAUUUACAUGAAUGUAUAGUUAAAGUGACUAUGCAUAUAUGGUAAACAGAGAGUAGCAGCAGUGGUUCCAGAUGUGUCCCAGUGUAGUUUCACUGUAGGAUGAGACAUGAUGAGUAAUCCCGGAUUUGGUUCCAGAUGUGUCCCAGUGUAGUUUCACUGUAAGGUACCAUAUGACUGCACUAAAUGAAGAUUGAGCAACAUAGUUCUUUUUUACAAAUACUUGCUCAACACUUGAAAGCUAGUUCUAAUGAUAAGCUGUAGACCACACUAUUUACCAAGAGAGUUUUCAUCUAUAUUUUGAUUAGAUUUUUAGUUUGAGCUGAAUGUCAUCUGAGCCAUGUCCCUUUGUUAUUAUUUCAUAAGCAUGUUAUGCACACCUGAUUCUGUUCUCCCUGAACACUUUCUUGUGUGUUUUGAUUGCCCCUGAUCCUUAAUGUAUCAUGUCAAAAUAAAUCAUGCUGUACGUUUUUUUUAUCCACUCUA
Oncorhynchus kisutch (coho salmon) is the source of this 3622-nucleotide messenger RNA. RefSeq names its product UV excision repair protein RAD23 homolog B-like. The transcript is spliced from 10 exons. Gene Ontology annotation, cellular component: cytosol; nucleoplasm. Lineage: Eukaryota; Metazoa; Chordata; Actinopteri; Salmoniformes; Salmonidae. The coding region runs from base 391 to 1764 and encodes 457 amino acids. Gene Ontology annotation, molecular function: proteasome binding; damaged DNA binding; polyubiquitin modification-dependent protein binding. Gene Ontology annotation, biological process: nucleotide-excision repair; proteasome-mediated ubiquitin-dependent protein catabolic process. The record is from RefSeq and is a predicted model, not a curated record.